AUGUCGUCCCGCCAGCCCAGAUUCAACGACCAGGCCCUCAUCGACACCACCCCUCUGCCCGACGACAUCCCCAAGGUCAAGGAGCUCGGCGCCAGCUCUGCGCCCCUGCUCAGCGCCUCGUACUUCAUCGGCGCCCGGUGCAAGGCCUACAACGAUGACUACAUGAUGUGCAAGACCGAGGCCAACGGCCGGGGCGAGCUCGACUGCAUGAAGGAGGGCCGCAAGGUGACGCGGUGCGCCGCGAGCGUCAUCAAGGACCUCAACGAGCACUGCCUGGAGGAGUUCCGCAACCAUUGGAAGUGCCUGGACAACCAGAACCACCAGCUGUGGAACUGCCGGUCACAGGAGCGGAGGCUGAACAGCUGCGUGUUCGACAAGCUAAAAUUGGAGAAAGUGAUACCAGAUACGCCCAAGGGCGAGACACCCGUGCAUCUGCGGGGCCGCCAGAUCUUUUCGACCAACUGA
Molecule: messenger RNA, 465 nt
Organism: Paraphaeosphaeria sporulosa
Lineage: Eukaryota; Fungi; Ascomycota; Dothideomycetes; Pleosporales; Didymosphaeriaceae
Product: NADH-ubiquinone oxidoreductase-like protein 20.8 kDa subunit
Exons: 4
Coding region: 1-465 (154 amino acids)
Biological process (GO): mitochondrial electron transport, NADH to ubiquinone
Source: RefSeq, a predicted model, not a curated record